UAGGUCGCGGCCAGAAUAGCGGUAUUUCGCGUGCCAAUUUCGCGAAAGGAAGUGACCGUCUAGUCGCGUAUACGCGCGGUUUAUUGAACUCUGUUUGUGGGGGAUAUUAUGGUCGAGGAAGGGAUGAAAAACUGCCAUAUCACUGGUGGCUGUCCUCUCCAUUAAAAUGGCGCAAUCGCAGCAGUUCUGCCUGCGAUGGAACAACCACAGGACGAAUCUGGUGUCGGUAUUCGACGAACUGCUCCAGAACGAGGCCUUCACCGACGUCACGUUGGCCUGCGAUGGCGGCAGCCCCAUCAAGGCCCACAGGAUGGUCCUGGCCGCCUGCUCCCCCUAUUUCCAGAAUCUUUUCACCGACUUACCGUGUAAACAUCCUGUGGUAGUCCUAAAGGACGUGAAGUACUCAGAAAUCAAGGCCAUCCUAGAGUACAUGUACCGGGGCGAAGUGAACGUAGCUCAAGACCAGCUGGCUGCUUUACUUAAGGUCGCCGAGGCUUUAAAAGUGAAAGGACUUGUCGAGGAAAAUAGGGCUUGCAAGACAGAAUUGGAUGAUACUCCUCCCUUGGAUCAUUCGCCCUCGAUAUCGACCUCUAAUCAAGUGCACUGCAGCAGUACGAACAGCUCCCCGUCCCACUCCAACAGCUCCCUGUACAAGAACCCCUACAGCCCAUGCAAUGACAGGAAGUCAAUGGAGGCCAGGAUGAAUUUGCCUGCCAUGUGGGCCUUGCCUACUAUACCCUUGCCACCUCAUACUGCAGCUGGGCCAACUCAGACUCACCCUCAUCCGGCCAUAGCGAUGCACAGUGCUGCCUACGAAUCAGCCGGCUCAGACAUGUCCUUCAAACGUAAAAAGCUCAGCGGUAUGAUGCCACUACAACGUGAUACGCCCAUUUUAAGAACUGUCCUAGGACAAGGACAAGUGGACUCCACCCAACCCGUUAGCUUAGUGUGUCAUCCUGAUAGUGCCGAGAUGCCCGAGAGAGACGAAAGGAUUAAGCAUAUGAAAAACGAACCCUCCGAAGACGCCCAGUCCCCGUACACGGACUUCACCGAGCGCGUAACGGACGAAGAAGAAAAAUCCAAGUUGGCCAUACCCUCGUCCUCGCCUCAAUCUUUCGGUCAAGACAUGCGCCCCGGUAUUGCCACCUACGUGCCCUCCCAAAAGCCAGAAUGGAAACGUUAUAAGCAGUAUACGAGGGAUGACAUAAUGUCCGCCAUUGCGGCCGUUAAGAAUGGAAUGUCCGCCCUGCAAGCUGCCAGGAAGUACGGGGUGCCCUCCAGAACCCUUUACGAUAAAGUGAAGAAAAUGGGAAUCACCACCAACAGGCCGUUCAAACGGAGCAACGGGAACUCCGCGGCUUUCCCUUAUAGCAGCGGGUCUCCUUACGGGAGCCAUCUAUCGGAGAGUGAGGAGAUUAUUAAUAAUAACAGUUCGCUGAUGGAGUCGAGUGCUUUCUUGCAACGCGUGCUGGAUAGUAGAGGAGGUGAGGACCAAGAAGCGUUAACGGCAAUGGCUAUAACGGCAGCACGAGCCAUUCACACAAUGCCGAUGGCUCGACAAUACAGUAGACUCACACCCUCACCGAUAACUCAUAACGGUGACCAAACAAACGGUAGCUCAGAGAGGGAACGUGAGGAGGACGAGGAUCAAGUCGAGGAUCUGUCGGUGCAUAGGAAACACGAACCGAUGGAGGUCGAAUCCCGAGUGAUUAUGCCUCCGAUGAACCAAGUGUCCGCCAUCAUGAAGAUGAAAGAGGUGGAGGGUAUCAGUAAGGAGGAUGGACGUAGGGAGAUGCGAGUUGAAGGCGGUGCUGAUUAAAGCGGCAUCAGUUUUAAAGAACUUGUUGGUUGACGUAAGUUUUUGGACUUUUUAGAAAAUCAACCGUGCAAUAUUGAAUGUCUGUGGUUGACGAACCGUACUCAGAGUUGGCUUUAGAUGUAAGUAGGAGGGUGGGGUAAGGGGUUGUAGUCGUUAAGUUCUUAGGGCCGUAGGCCCUGUUUUGAGUGCCUGUUAAGAAGAAGUAGAAAUUUAAUUAUUUUUUUUUUGAGUUGCAUCUUAUGCGGGACCGGACGCUCGCUCGCCGGAUUUUUUGCUACAAAAGUUCCUCUUUGAAAAGGAAACUGAAACUCAUAAGACUGAUAGAAUAUAUUAUGAUUUUGAUUUUUUUAAUUUUUUUUUGAGACUGAUUAUGAGAGCGGUAAGACGGUCUCUGCAUAUGGUGCGGCCAUAAGGUGUUAAUCGUUUCAAGAUAUACGUUUUAGUUUAGAAUCAUUUGUAAGUGUCAGUAUCGUAAAAAAUAAUUGGAACUUCCUAGACAUUUUGCUGAUAUUGGCAACGUUGCAUACGCAAGCGUUACGGCUCGACUAUCUGUCAAAUCUUUAAAUUUUGUGACGUUACCAUGUAGGUAUAUACUCGCAACCUUUAAAGGGGGUUUGACAUGUAGUUAGAAACGCUCUACAGAGGAUGUCAUUUAUUUUGUAUAUUGUUUAAGUAAGAGUUGCUGAUAGGCUUUAAGCCUGCCUUUAAAAGAGUAAUAAAAUUGUACAUAUCAUUAAAUUACUCCUCCCUAGGUAUAUAAAAUAGAAAUUGUACAAUUUAAUAGAAAUUAAAUAUUUGUGAUUGAUAAUGUAUGGAUACAGGAGUUCUAAAGUCAAAAAGUGACUUCUAAAUUUGGCGCUCAUAUUCACAUUACCUGACACAAGUCACAUUUGACAGUUGACACUGUAUUUGACAGGUGGUCCGCGACAAAUCUACAAAUUUUAAGGUUAGGGGUCAAAAAGUGACUGGGUUAUGUACUGGGUGCUCCAUUUAACACAUAAACUCCCUAUAUAUACUAGAAUCCCUAUAUAUACUGUCCUAAUUAAAACGAAAGUUGAGUUCAGGCAUAAAAUAAAUAAGUAAAUAAAAAAUAAGUUGCGUGGCAAUCUUUAAGUAGAUAAAGCACUUUUCAAGUUUCGGCGAGGGGCUCAAAAUUUAUAUACUUACACGCAUAUGUAAUACGCAAGUGCCUAUUGUAUAUAUAUAAGUAUAUAAUAGAGAUGAAUACACUAUAUAUAGCUUUUGCCAUAACUGAUUGUUACCAGAGUUUUCAGGAAGAAAUGUUUUACGUUUAUAUAUUGCGAGUCCAUGACAAAAUGGCGGCCGUCGGCCAUUUUGUUUUAAUGGUGCAGGGUUCAAAGUAAUUACACACUAGUUUUGUCUUACAUAUAUGAUAAACCCAGGAAAGCUCAAUAGUGGAGUUCUAUAUAUACAGAUUGUUACCAAUAAUAGUUUUUUUUUUGUUGAUUUUGUUAAGACUGACUCUUUUUUGUUUGUUUUCUUAUAUGCAGCGGUAUAGUGGACCAAUUAAAUGUUUGUCGUGCCUUUUAUAACUACUUUUAAGUGUUUUAAAGUCUAUAUUAAAGUGUUAACAUUCCAGUUGUUCACAUAAAUAGCGAUUUGAUUGCAACAGUUAAUGUUUCUUACAUAAAAAUUAAGACCCAGGCACUCGCCCAAAAUGAUGUGAAUUUUUUAUAUAAAUAUUAUAUUAUGCCAUUUUAGUUAAGACUGAUUAUUAUUUUGUUAUAUUGUUGUUAUAAUUUAUGAUAUAUGAUAUAGAUCUCUUUGGAAAUCAGCUAGGAUUAUAAUAAUGUAAUUAUGAAUUUUUUAUUUUCUCUUAUCUACCUCAUUGUAUAGUUUAGUUUUUAUUUUUAAUUUGUAUUUGUUUGCAUUUACUCUCUUGUAUAUGUUUGACCAUAUGUUA
Messenger RNA from Anthonomus grandis grandis, 3743 nucleotides. RefSeq names its product nucleus accumbens-associated protein 2-like. Gene Ontology annotation, molecular function: protein binding; DNA binding. Bases 167 to 1819 code for a protein of 550 amino acids. Gene Ontology annotation, cellular component: nucleus. Gene Ontology annotation, biological process: regulation of transcription by RNA polymerase II. The record is from RefSeq and is a predicted model, not a curated record. The transcript is spliced from 7 exons. Lineage: Eukaryota; Metazoa; Arthropoda; Insecta; Coleoptera; Curculionidae.